AUGCCCUCCCCCUCCUCCUGUCUCGGGCCUCGCCGUCUCCACGAUCUUUACAAAAAGAACCCCAAAUCCACACCUUUUGUGCCAUUGUCCCCGGACCCCGACGGUUCCCUUAUUAAAGGCCAUCUUCCCAACCAGACACAGCUAGUACUAGCACACUGCGUAGCAGGCAGCAAUGGUGGCUUCCUCUCCCCCAUAAAGCCACAGCCUGCGCUUCUUGGCGUGUUCUUGCCCCUUCCUCGUACGGAAGCCAUGGACAUGCCGGGGGAGGACGAGUACGUCUACGGCUACGAGUACGAGUUCGACUUGGAGAACCCCUUCACGAGCCCCGCCGACGAGCCGAUCGCCAGCCUCCUCGACGCCGAGGCCCACCACGCGCCCUCCGUGUCCGCCGCCGCCUCCGCCGUCCGCCGCGACGCCGCCCGAUUCAUCUCCAAGGUGCGGUACGACGGGGAGCUCGCCGUGCACCCGCGGGUGGCCUACCUCGCGCUGAACUACGUGGAUCGCUUCCUCUCCAAGGGCCAAUUGCCGUUCGAGCGCAAGCCAUGGGCGCCGCGGCUGCUCGCCAUCAGCUGCCUCUCCAUCGCCGCCAAGAUGCAGCGCGUCGACGCAAUCUCCAUGGACUACAUCCAAAGGGAGGAGGAGUUCAUGUUCGACGCGGUGACCAUCCGGCGCAUGGAGCGGGUGGUGCUGGGCGCGCUGGAGUGGCGCGCGCGCUCCGUGACGCCGCUCGCCUUCCUCGGCUUCUUCCUCUCGGCGUGCUUCCCUCCGCCGCGGCACCCGGCCCUGCUGGACGCCGUCAAGGAGCGCGCCGUCGACCUCCUCCUCCGUGCCCAGCCCGAGGUGAAGAUGGCGGAGUUCUCGCCGUCCGUGGUGGCCGCGUCGGCGCUGCUGGCCGCCGCCGGAGAGAUCGCCGUCGCCCACCUCCCCGCCUUCCAAGCCGCCGUGGCCGCUUGCCCCUUUGUAAAUAGCGUGAGCAUGAUAUUAUAA
Molecule: messenger RNA, 987 nt
Organism: Triticum turgidum subsp. durum (durum wheat)
Lineage: Eukaryota; Viridiplantae; Streptophyta; Magnoliopsida; Poales; Poaceae
Source: the annotation of a GenBank genome assembly